Molecule: messenger RNA, 2756 nt
Organism: Phacochoerus africanus (Common warthog)
Lineage: Eukaryota; Metazoa; Chordata; Mammalia; Artiodactyla; Suidae
Gene: RNF170
Product: ring finger protein 170
Exons: 8
Coding region: 213-731 (172 amino acids)
Molecular function (GO): ubiquitin protein ligase activity
Source: RefSeq, a predicted model, not a curated record
UGCGCCGCGCCCGCGCUCCCGGCCAGACGGAGGCAGCUAGUGGUCGCCCGAGAGGGUGGCGGGGCGGCCCGGAAACAGUCCGUGGCCGCGGUUCCCGGGAGCUGACGAGGUGUCCUCCACGGUGCAGAGGAAAUGCAGCCUCAGAGCGAUUCCAUAUUCCAGGCAGUUCAAAGAAUUCUGAACCAUAAGCUGAGCUUAGUCCCAGACCUGGAAUGGCCAAAUAUCAAGGUGAAGUUCAAAGUUUGAAACUGGAUGAUGACUCAGUCAUAGAAGGAGUAAGUGACCAAGUACUUGUGGCAGUUGUGGUCAGUUUCGCUUUGAUUGCUACCCUGGUAUAUGCACUUUUCAGAAAUGCACAUCAAAACAUUCACCCAGAAAACCAAGAGCUAGUAAGGGUGCUUCGGGAACAACUUCAAACAGAACAGGAUGUGCCUGCCACCGCCCGACAGCAGUUCUACACUGACAUGUACUGUCCAAUCUGUUUACAUCAAGCUUCCCUCCCUGUUGAAACAAACUGUGGCCAUCUCUUUUGUGGUACCUGCAUUAUUGCAUACUGGCGAUACGGUUCAUGGCUUGGGGCGAUCAGUUGUCCAAUCUGCAGGCAAACGGUAACUUUACUCCUAACAGUAUUUGGUGAAAAUGACCAGUCUCAGGACGCAAUAUCACUGCAUCAGGAUGUUAAUGAUUAUAAUCGGAGAUUCUCAGGGCAGCCCAGAUCUAACACUUCUUAAUAGAAGAACAAACAAGAUGUUAAGACAACAGCACACCUGAUGUCAUCAUCAGUUAUGACAUUUCAAGGCUUUGAUCCUUUCAUAGGAAUAGUAUAUACCAGUCACCGUAAAGGGGCUUUUCCCCAGGCACCUGAGUGAUACUGUAGACACAUAGAGUUUGGUCCGUUCCUGAGGGCAGUGGGUUUUCAUGGCUGUGAGCACUAGGAUGACUGGUGAGCUGUAGCAGAAUGGACAGAUGAGGUUAAUUUUCUCUUGUCAGAAAACUUCUGUAAUACUGUCCCUAGAUGGCGAAAUCUAGCCCACAUUCAUCAUACCUUUGCAGAAGGAGGCAAUUCAGUAGGAAAGCAAUCUUGGUUUUUGCAGGACUGUAGCGUAAGAAUCUGACACUGUCCUGUAGUUUUCUGUUUGAGAAGAAACAAAACCGCAAGUAUUAAGAAUGCUUAACUCCCUCAGCUGGGAGUGACCUGGGCAGCAGGGAGCAGGGUGGUCAUGGUCCCCAUGGGGGCCUGUCCACUCACGUACCAGCAAGCCUUUCUGUGGACAGAUGGGGAGAAAACGCAGAUCUGUGACAGUCAUCCAUCUUAUCAGGCCGCCAUCAAUUAAUGAGACGCUGAAUGAAACGCCAAUAAUAGUGGCCUAAGACAAAGCUGCUGCUUGUCAUAGAGAAAAACGAAAUUCUUCAGUAUAGCACAUUGUAAUUAAAGCAAUUUCUGGCAUACUUUUCCUUUUAUCCUCAAGACAGUUAUGUGAAGAAGGCAGGGCAGUACCUAUAGAAUCCCUGAUAGAGAAGGGUUUUUUGGUUUUUUUGGUUUUUGCUUUUUAGGGUCACACCCAUGGCAUAUGGAAGUUCCCAGGCUAUGGGUCGUCAGAGCUGUAGUGCAUCUGAGCUAAGUCUGUGACCUAUACCGCAGCUCACAGCUUAACCCACUGAGCAAGGCCAGGGAUCAAACCCAAGUCCUCAUGGAUACUAGUCAGGUUCAUUACCACUGAGCCACAAUGGGCACUCUGAGGAAAGGUUUUUUUUUUUUUUUUUGUCUGAAGCUACACAUGAAUAAGUGACUGAACUGGCACGAGAUGCCCAGCACUCCCACAUGGGGAGACACCGGGGUCCUUUGGAAGCCUUUUGGGGACACACUGGAAUGGGACAGCUCAGGCACUCCCAAGAGGAAACGUGUAGAAAGAUGGCACAUCAAGACUCCAUGAAUCCUGGUUCUACACUUCCAAAUCAAGUGUCUAAAUAGGAUGGCAUACGUCAUAGGGAAAUAUCUCAGCCGCAGUCACUAACCUGAUAAGCUAGAGAGCAGGCGUUUGUUACACCACCAUUCAACAGUCUAGAAAUGCAUUUCCUACCAAUUACACAUUUGGUGUUGGGACUAGAGUGGUCUUAAAUCUUGGGAGAAGAUUUAAUUUUCUGUGCAUGUGUUCUGCUUCAGGUGUCACGUUUACAGUUACAAUACUUUUAUUGGAAUAUUUGGAACUCCUAAGAUGUUCAACUUUUGUAACACAGAGAAACACUGUUAAGAAGUCUUAUGAAAUUGAAAAGGGAACAUGCUGGCUUCUCAGAAUUUUAGACCUGUUUAUUAUGUCAUCUUUUUUGAUCACUUAAUAAUAAAUGUGGAAUGGAUCUGAAAGAGUAUUUAAAGCAAGUAGAGUCAAUCAGUGUUUUAAACAUCCUAGCAGUACCUCCCUGAUUCAGAGCUAGAACAUAUAAAUCAAAGCAACAAUGUGGAUUUUUGUAAACAAUAUUGUAACUUUCACAAAAACAGAUGGUCCAAUCCCAGGAGCAGAUGGUAGCUUGGGCAGCUCUGUGGGGAAAGAGCCACAGGUCAGUGGUUCCAGCUAUGACAACCCUCAGCAUUGAAAGCAGCGCAGGGAGAAGCACUGGGUUGGUCCCUGGGGCUGUGUGCAGAUACCUACCUCGCAGAGCUGGUUCCCAGGACUGACCGUUUGGUUCAAACUUUGUGAUUUAAGAGUUUGUCAAGCAGUUAUUCUUUUGAAUAAAAGCACCAUGUCUGAAAUCUGAAA